AUGUUCAAAUUCGUGAUCCUGGUCGCCUUGUGCUUGACUGCCACUAGUGCCGGACACAUUGGUUUUCCUCUGGCGUACAGUAGUUACGCCGCUGCACCAGCGGUCACCUACUCCAGCCCAGCUAUCGUCAAGACGGCAGCAGUGCCAGCGGCUGUGUCGUACAGCAAUUUCGCGUCAGCUCCAGUCGCCUAUUCGAGCCCAGCCAUCGUCAAGACCGCUGUUCCUGCAGCUUACUCCGCUUUCUCAGCGCAUCCAGUUCCUCUGGCUUACAGUGCACCUGCGUGGUAA
This is a messenger RNA of Phymastichus coffea, 288 nucleotides long. RefSeq names its product vitelline membrane protein Vm26Ab-like. Bases 1 to 288 code for a protein of 95 amino acids. The transcript has a single exon. The record is from RefSeq and is a predicted model, not a curated record. Lineage: Eukaryota; Metazoa; Arthropoda; Insecta; Hymenoptera; Eulophidae.